This is a messenger RNA of Oreochromis aureus, 8083 nucleotides long. RefSeq names its product Rho guanine nucleotide exchange factor (GEF) 28a (gene arhgef28a). Lineage: Eukaryota; Metazoa; Chordata; Actinopteri; Cichliformes; Cichlidae. The transcript is spliced from 35 exons. Bases 256 to 5448 code for a protein of 1730 amino acids. The record is from RefSeq and is a predicted model, not a curated record. Gene Ontology annotation, molecular function: guanyl-nucleotide exchange factor activity. Gene Ontology annotation, biological process: regulation of Rho protein signal transduction.
GGAAAAACACUGGCGACACCUGCAGACUCCUAACGAACUGUCUAUCUGUCUCGGAGCAAAAACAUGGAAACCUGAAAGAAGCGGAAAGAAACAACUCAUUCGGAAUAAAAGGUGCAUUAAUAAAGUAUGUUUAUUAGUCACACCUACUACGCGGAGCAGAAGCGAGCGGCUCUAACACUUUCCAAAUAGACUCCCGGAGCGAGAAAGCGGAGGGAGGGAGGAAAGCGCAGCAGGUCUUUGGUGGAUGGAGAGAAAAUGGAGGUGAACCAGAGGGAGCUGCCUUUAUAUGGACAAGUGGAGGCUCAUGUGAGGCUGCAAACCAGAGUUUCUGAACAUGCAGAUUUCUACAUUGUUGUACAAGGCUCUAGACUUGCACACGUGACUACAGCAAAAAGAGCCAAUGAUGGCUUGAGUCUCUGCUUCACAGUUCCAGGCCACAACCUUGAGGAAGUUGUUUCUGUCACAUCCUACUUUCACAUUGAGAACAAAGUCAAACCGUGUGAGGGGGAAGCGUUCUUUGAGUACGUCAGGGAUGAUGCCCAGGAAGUAGCAGAAUACCUAAGUGAAAACAGGGACCAUCUUGACCCCCAGAACUUCUUAGAGAUCCUGAAGAAGUUUCCUUGUUGCGCACAGGGAGCGAAUGAUGAGCUCUUUGUGGAACAGUUAGCUCAUGUUGAGCAGGAGGUGGAGAUCAAUCAAAGUUCAGCUGAUCUUCGGCUGCUGGAUGAGAAGAUCACACAUGCUUUGGCUAACAUGGAUUACCCUCAGCAGUGGAAAACAGAUGGCCAACCUAAAGAAGCUGUCAAACCUCACCCCAGAGAAACCCUUCUCCACGUUGCGGUGCGUUUGGGUUUGGUCCACCUUGCCCGAUUCUUAAUUCACCAACCAAGAGGUCAAAGGGCAUUGACCUUACCCAAUCAGGAGGGAGACACACCCCUCCAACUGGCUCAAAAGUCUGGACAGCAUGCCAUGUUCAUGCUGCUAGCAGCCUCUCCAGGUCCUGCAGUUAGCCCUCUUCCUGGUGUGUGGUGCUUGUGGUCCAACAGUUCUUACAUGCUGAGGUUCUGUCCUGGGACCGACUCUCUAGCCCUCUCUGUGAGGCAUACCCCGGGAAGCUCCCCUCAGAAGAGCAUCAUGGUCCUGCGAGAAAGACUAGGAGACUUUGGUGUUUCUAAAAUGAUCAAUGUGCUCAGAGCUGAUACUGUGGUGGGCAAGAGGGACACGGAUGAAGGUGUUCAGACUAACAAAGGCAUCAACAAGGAACGACAUGAGGAACAGCAUGUGCUCGUGGACAGUGUUUUUGAAGAGCAGCUCGUCCUGUCUUUAGAUGACGAUGAUGAUGAAGAAGAGUACUCAUUAUCUGUAAAUGGAGAUCGCAUGCCGUCCAGUGAAGCACAGAGCCAGUUCACUCAGGAAGCUGCCCACCCUCUGCUCUCUGCGAUCCACAGCAGCGACCACACCAUCGCACAGGCGGAUGAUGUUGACAUUAAGUACAAUGUCAGCGGAGUGACGAGGGACAGUACAGGGACAGAUGGCAGUCUAUGGGACACCAUCAACUCGGAGGAAAUUCUUUUAGCCACCGAUACCCCUCCGCCCUUUUCAGAAGACUUCUACCCAUCCUCUGCAUCCGGCUCUCCCCUGCUUUCACCUGUCGAUCUGGCUCUCACAAGGCUGAUCCGUCCCGCCUCCUCCGAGCAGACCGAUCAGAGAGGCAGUCCACCAAUGGAGACCUGUGACCUCAGUCCCAGUCUGGUGGCUCUGGAAGUGGACAGCGAAGAAGAAAGCGUCGGGCCAAAGUCUCCACUUUCCCCGCUCUCGUCAGAUGUGGAGAGAAGUGAAGACAAAGAGGAAACUUUCCCUCUCCCCUCUCCUGAUCUCACUUGCACCCGUAGCCAGUCUGCAUCAGCAUAUGAACCCACUUCACAAGAACUGGUUGACGAGGGCCUUCGAUUGCGAUCCUAUUCCUACUCCUCCAAAAUCAGCUUACGUCCAGCUCGUUUUACUCGAGAUAACCAAGCCUCAGAUAUCAGCCCCGAUGCCGUGCUCCACAGUGUCAGCCACAGCCGAUCUCUUCUUCAGGCCCUCUCUCUGUCUAAAUCUCUGUCUUUGCUCCACCCUGGUAAGCCAAGAGCCUCGAGUAUAUCAGAUCAGUCACAUGAGAAAAGAAUUGAAGAGGAGGAGUUGGAUAAAUACAACAUUCCAGCCAAAACGGAGUCGGAGAAGUACAAAGUCAUCCGCACAUUCAGUUUUCUCAAGAGCAGGAUGUCCAGUACACGUAACAAAAGCAAGGGGAAAGGGAAGGACAGAGAAGGCAAGGACCGGCAGCCGAAUGGACAUCGCUUUGCGACAGGGUCCUGUUUAGGCCCCACGGUGUGUGUGGUGUGUGACAAACCAGCUUCUGGAAAGGACCUACUACAUUGCUCAACUUGCACUGCGAUUGUCCAUAAGGGCUGUAAGGAAUCUGUCCCCCCGUGUUUAAAGAAACAUCAGGAAAAAUAUGCUGUGUCCAUGGUGAAGAACAGGACAGCAUCCCUUCCACAGAACUUCACAGUGAGAGACAGCCCUUCUCACUCAGUGAUCCCCAUUUCUACCUCUCUACCUGUCAUGACUCCCAAGGAGAAGAAGGACGCCGUGACGCAGUCUCUCUCACGAAGUUUCCCCAACGUGGAAAGCCAACUCAUUGAGAGUUCAGAGACAGAGUCCGAUACCCUGAAGCUGAGCAGCCAAUCUGAAGAGCUCCUGCCAACUCCAGUGUCUUCCACCUCCACCGAGUCGUCCUUUGGAGAGGACUGCACAGACUCAUACAUCCACAGUGACAUAUCAGCUGAUUCUGUGGAAUAUGAAGCUGAAUCAUGGAGCCUGACGGUUGAGCACAAGUUCUGCAAGAAGCAAGACAAACGAGCUGUCAAGAGGCAGGAUGUAAUCUAUGAGUUGAUGCAGACCGAGCUUCAUCACCUGCAAACUCUGCACAUCAUGGCCGAGAUUUUCCGGCGAGGCAUGAGACAAGAAGUGCAGCUGGAUGCCGAAGCGGUGGAGCGAGUCUUUCCCUGUCUGGACCAGCUGCUCCUCUUUCACCACGCCUUCUUUGCCGCCAUGAAGGAACGGCGACACAGCUCGACCCAGCCUCAGGGCCACAGGAACUACCUCAUCCAGAGAAUAGGAGACAUCUUGCUCCAGCAGUUCACGGAUGAGAACGGGGAGAAGAUGAAGCAGGUAUACGGAGAAUUCUGCAGCCGCCAUAAUGAAGCUGUCAGCUUUUUCAAAGAGCUCCAACAACAUAACAAAAGAUUUCAGACCUUCAUCAGGCAACAAGGGAAUAAUUCUUUGGUGCGACGGAGGGAAAUCCCAGAGUGCAUCUUGCUGGUAACCCAAAGGAUUACAAAGUACCCAGUGCUGCUAGAGAGGAUCCUACACUAUACUCAAGAGGAAACAGAGGAGCACGCAGACCUUUCGAAAGCCCUGGCUCACAUUCGAGAGGUCAUAGCAGCUGUGGACAUGAGGGUCAGCGAAUACGAACGGCAUCAGAGGUUACAGGAAGUCUUUAACCGCAUGGAGAACCGCAGCGCAGCUAAGCUGAAGAGCGGACACACCUUCCGCAAGCAGGAUAUGAUGGGACCCGGACAAGUGCUCAAACACCAGGGGGUGCUCCUGUGGAAGACUGCCACCGGGCGACUCAAAGACGUCCUGGCGCUGCUCCUCAUAGACACCCUCAUCUUCCUCCAAGAAAAAGACCAGAAGUACACAUUUGCAACCGUGGACCAGAAGCCUCCAGUGAUUCCAUUACAGAAGUUAAUAGUUCGGGAAGUAGCGAACGAAGAGAGAGGGAUGUUUCUGAUCAGCGCCUCAGCGGCUGGACCAGAAAUGUAUGAGGUCCACACGUCGUCCAAAGAGGAGCGAAACACAUGGAUGAGGCUUAUUAGAGAGGCCGUAGAAAGCUGUCCGGAGGAAGAAGAGGAAUACACAAGUGAAUCGGACGAGGAGAAGCGAGCUGCCGAGGCUCGUUUUCAGAAGAUCCAAAAGCUACAAGAGAGCCUGACGAGCCAGGACCAGCAGAUCUGCUCUAGCCUGGCGGAGAAGCUGCAGAUCUACGCACAGCUCUCUGUUCUGAGUGGGAGGAUGGAGGCUUCACUAGCUGAACCGCGACUGCUGGUGCAGCCGCACUCAGAGGAGCUUCCCCAGUCUGCUGCACUGCUGACCGCUGCGCUGCAAGAAGCUGAGAACCUGAAGGCCAUGUUAUCAUCCAAGGCCUGUUCACCAUCGAGUCACAGCCAGAACUCUGACACAGACUGCGUGUUUCCUGUCAGCCCUGCUGUACCUGUCGAGCCCUCAGACUCUUUCGAGGCCUCGCUUGAAGACCCUCGGGGCAGUGAGGGGAGCUGGCCUGAGACCUUUGUGUUUCAGUCCACAACUGACUUUCAAAAAGACAAUCGAGGCGACGUUGACUUGAAGGUGGCUCAGAGUGUCCAAAACCUGACUCAGUUGCUGUACAGUCUGCAGGCUGCAGUGACCAUCCAGGACAGCUGCUAUGAGGUCCAGAGGCUCCUUCUCCAAGAUAGCGGCCGCCCUUCCCCUCGUGCCCAACGGCUGCAUCUCCCAACCGUCCGGGGUAGCGCCCUCCAGGAUCAGGAGAAGCAACGUAACCUGGAGAAGCAGAAGGAGGAGGCGGCGGUGGCCCAGCGGCUCCAUGACCGCCUGCGCCAGGAGAAGGAGCGCUGGGAGCGAGAGUGCCAGGCUAGGGAGAGUCAGCAGGGGGCGCAGGAGAGCAUGCUGGAAGAGAGGGAGAGGCAGUGCCAGGUGGCAGCGGAGAGGCUGAGACGUGAACGCGUAGAGCUGGACGAGCAGCUCGAGGAGUACCAGCAGAACUUGGAGAGGCUCAGGGAGGGCCAGAGGAGCGUGGAGAGGGAGCGAGAACACCUGGAUGAGCAGCAAAAGCUGCUGCAGUGCUGGAAGCACGGGCCGCAGGACAGCCCUCCAACUGCGAAUCCUCACAUGUUAAUCCCUCUUGAUGGCCAGCAGGACUCGGCAUCAAGUCCGCCCAGAGGCCAUACCGGUAACGGCUCUGUGUUUGUGAACGAGGCCGCGUUAGCCAGUACCAGCGUCAACAACCGCCAUGUGCACCACAGAAGAAAUGAUGCUAGCACACACAAUUGUCUCAACUCCCUGCUGGCCCAAUCCAACGGCAGACAGCCUCCUGGAGCUAAGACUCCCCACGGCCAACACUCAGACUCCCAGGGAUGGAUGAUGGGGACUGGAUACCUCUACAGCCCUGCAGGAAGGCAUGAUCACAGCUACAAUGGGGAGACCUGGUCGCCAACAGCAAGUGGAACUGACCCGUAUCCGGUGCGCCCGCAUCCCGGUGACCCUCAGCUGGACCUAAGUGCACUGGUUUCCUUGGAGACCGACAGUGGAGGGGAGGAGGGCAGGGAGGAAACUAUUGUGUACCUCUGAACGUUGGUGCAUUUCAAACUCUAAAAAAACACUUGGUGAAAGACAUUCACGAUCAGCAUCAGUAGCGGACUGGGCCGCCUUAAGAAAGCAAUUCUUUUUUUUUACUUUCGUUUUUCAGCAUGCUUGUUUUCUACCAUUGAAAGGUUAUUUUGGUCUCUUUUUUUGUAAACAGUUACUGGCAACAUGGAGAGAGAAAGACUCUGUCUCACUUGUCAUGCACCUUAGCUCAAAACACCACUGAGUGUUCAGUGUUCCUUGUUUUCUGUCUUCUUUUUGUGUGUGUGUCUGUGUGUGUGUGUAUAUAUAUGUGGCCAUAUAUUGACUGUCAAAUCCCCUGCAGCCCUUUUCACCUUUCGCCUUCUUUGCUUUUUUACAGUCUCUCCCUCGCUGCUUUUCUCAGGUCCCGCAUAUCUCACCCCUCAAGCUCUAUAUUUAUUAUUUUUCCCACAGAGUGAGAGAAAAGCAUAUACUCCAUAUCGGUGAAACAUCAGCCUGGAUCUCUCAGGUGGGCGAUUGUUUUGCCUUGGAGUAAACUGUCCCUGUUUCAUUCAUCAGACAGGUCCUGUUUAUUUACCAGCUAAAGAGCAAUGGGGAGCACAGAUCAUUAGAAAUGAGAGAUGAGAGCCGACAACAUCAGUCCCACGUUUUGCAAUCUUGCCGUCUCAUUUCUUUCCUUUUAUCUGAAGCACGUUUUCCUUGUUUAAAAAAGUAAGCCCAGAUAUGGUCUUAGUGGGGAUGUUGCAGCUGGGCUAGUCUGUCAGUUUUAUCAGGGAGUAGAAAUGAGAAAUAAGCUUUCAAGCACUUGAGAAUUAUUUCCUGCAAUACGCAAAAGCACGCUCGCUCAAACCGCCUUAAGUCCUGAAGUCAAAAUUUAGCCUGGCUCUUUUGGAUUGUCCAAUGGUCCAUCGGAAAUGAAAUGAAAUGUCCUAAAAGCUGUUGGAUAUGUUUCCAUAAAAUUUUCUAAAGACAUUUGUGAUCCUGCUUGACACUUGGCUGAAACGUCUUGACAAAUAUUGGAUGGAUUGUCAUGACCUUUGGUACAAACAUUAAUGAUCUCCUCAGGAAAAAAUGUGACCGUAAUUGAGCCUUUAGUAUUUCGUCUAGUGUCAUGUUCAGGUCAAACAUUUAAAAGUGGCAACAGACUUCGGCACCCGCUGUCACAAAGACUGGAUCACACCCAUCACGUCAUCUAACUGGGGAAGCAACCGCUCACUAAUGGCUCAGUCACACGAGAGUAAAGAAACUGCUCUAGUAAAAAUAGAAUUGCAACCUCCUUGUGACUAAAGUGAUAAUUGGAUUGUGGUUUUUUUUUGCCUUCAGCGACUAAUUGGAAGUAGUUAGCUUGACCAACUGGUGCAACACCUUCAACCUCUGGGUUACGACUUGGUAAGGCAUACCUGUCUCCAAACAGUCACAAGCUUGGAUUGAAAUCACUCUCAGACACAUUUGUCAAGGGUUGCAAAUAACUGGCAUCUAAUUUAUAAACACAGACAGAUUGCCAACAAAUUGGAAUCCAUCUGAGUCAGUCUGUGCCAAUAAGUGAAAAUCGUCUCGUCUUUUGCAAUAUGUACUCGAACUGGUUGCCAACUGGUUGUAGUCUAGUUAUAUUCCUACAUAAAAGCAAGGUUGAAUUUAAGUGCCUGUGUCCUUCUUGGUUAAAUUGCUGUCAUGCAGCAACUACAUGACUAUUUGUGGAGAUAUUCCUGUUUUAAAUCUAUAGCUGCACUCUGAAUGUAAGUAGCUAAUGUUCAUUGCACAUGGUUACAAUAAUUUCAGUCAUGCAGCUAUGUCUAACCACAGUUAUUCCUUGCCUGACUAGUGCAUUGUAAUGGGGAAAGUGCUAACUGCUUUUUAGUCCAGAUUUAGUACCAGUGGCAGGAAGAACUUCAUAGUUACAGUGAUAUUUUUUGGAAGCAAGUCUAAACACUGUCAUUUCAUAGCCAUUACAAUGUGCUUCUUUCGUAAAACCUAAUGUCCCUUUCAUUUUGCAAAUGCUACAGUUUCGAACAGUUCCUGUAAACAAAUAGCCUAACAGGUCUCUCUUUAUGCUUAGUGCUGAUUUAGUAACAUUAGUGUGCUAAGACCCUAAACUAAGACAGAGGAACCAUUGAACUACAGUGCUUAAAGCUCAGCAUCAUAAAUAUGUUUGCUCAGUUUAGCUGUCUUUCUUUGCUUGCUUCAUUGGGUGAAAAAUGUCCUAAUAUAAAUAUCCUCCCAAGUGCCCAGAACAAUAAGAAGUUGCCUUAUUGAUGCUCUUGUGCUCUGUGCUGAACUAUUGAGCUAGCAUUUACAUAUUGCUUCUCCUGAGGAUUUUUUUUUUUGUAAAGAAUGUGCCAAUGCUUUAGGUGUCUCCUAAUGUUUGUACAGGCACUAUAACAUGAAUCCUGUUUAAUUUCUGUUGUAGUGUAAUCAGACCACAAGGCAGUGGAAGUAUUUUGAUGUUUUGACUUAAGUACCAUGUACAUAACUUAUGUGCUUUUAUUUAUUUAUUACAAAAAAAGUCAUGUUUUACUGUGCGGUGUGAAGGGUUCUAUUGCACAAAGACGUGAACGUGUGUAACCAGGUCUAUUUUCUUGUUUUGAGCUCAUGUGUUGUACAUUCCUGACUUUCCCGAUAAAAUUGCAUUUAAAAAGAA